Acaulospora colombiana is the source of this 642-nucleotide messenger RNA. Lineage: Eukaryota; Fungi; Glomeromycota; Glomeromycetes; Diversisporales; Acaulosporaceae. The record is from the annotation of a GenBank genome assembly.
AUGUCUGCCACCACCGCUACUGAACCAACCGCGACUUUGGAUAGUCGUGACCAAGAAACAUUGAAAACGCUAUUGGAAACCCCUGUCAGCUCCCUGUCGUUACUCAGCACACAACUUGCUAGUGUGCAAGGGGACACGCCUUCCGCAUUGGCCGCUAGGGCAAUAGAAUUGAUUCACACCUGGUCAACGGAAGAUAAAGCUGCAUUUAUACAUGGGCAUCCUCGUAUCGGAGAACAAUCCAAUUUAUCAGCAUUAUCGGCGGCAGAACAGGCAAAGUAUGCCACCCCUCCUGAAGUCUUGGAGCGACUGCGAGUCUUGAACAUAGAGAGACAUUUAUGCAUGGCACUCAUCCAAGUCUCUAGCAUAACCUUUGUGGCUGGCCGAACUCGAGCACAAAUAGUACAAGAGAUGGAAGAAUCAAUGGAACUUAAAGAGAACCGUCAGCCUAAUAGUGAAACUCCAGCGCCCCUUGGUCCUGGAGAUGAACAGUGGGAGGCAGAACUCAAGAGGGCAAUUGAUGAUAUUGGGAGGAUAGCAAAUGAUAGAGCUUCCAAAGACAAGCUAGGGAAAUGGCUACAAAACUCGGUGACCGGACGUGCGGUCAAGCGCCACGAUGACGAAUACUUUCCAUACGACGAAUAG